Molecule: messenger RNA, 432 nt
Organism: Nicotiana attenuata
Lineage: Eukaryota; Viridiplantae; Streptophyta; Magnoliopsida; Solanales; Solanaceae
Exons: 1
Coding region: 1-432 (143 amino acids)
Source: RefSeq, a predicted model, not a curated record
AUGGCUAUUCCUCAACAGGCUGGGUGGAUGGUAAGGAAAUUGUUCGAGGCAAGAAAUACAUUGCCACUGGUUCAAUACAACACUGCUGGUAGUUUAACUAAGCAAAUAUAUCUUCAGUUAAUGGGAAACAAUGAGAAAAUUUCAUGGAAAACAUUGAGGUUUGGAAAUAAUGCUCGGCCAAAAGCGCAAUUUACAGUAUGGCUACAGAUGCAGGGCAGACUUCUGACUGUGGAUAGAAUUGCUUCCUGGGGAGUAAGUGUGGAUCAUGAAUGCAAGCUGUGCAAUAGUCAAAGUGAAACGAGAAAUCAUAUCUUCAUGGAUUGUCCUUAUUCUGUCAAAGUCUGGGAAGGGGUGCUAAAAUGGAUGAAGGUUCCUAGCUUCAGAACAAUGGGAACAACUGGAGAAUUGGAUCAUUCAAAAAGCAAAGGGUAA